AUGACGACGAGAUACCGCGUCGAAUACGCGCUCAAGACGCACAGGCGAGACCAGUUCAUCGAAUGGGUCAAAGGCCUCCUGGCCGUGCCCUUUGUUCUCUACUCGCAGCCGACGGGCGUGUUCGGCGAUGGCACCAGCGUGGCGAAGAUGGCCGACGAGGCUCAUCGGCGAUACGCAGAGAUCAUGCGCGACGUCGAGAUGAUGAUCGACGACCACAUCUCACGCCAGAAGCAAAAUCUGCUACAGGUCCAGGACGCGAACGGCAACGGCGGUGGCGUCGACAUCAACUCGCUCUUCCUCCCAACCAUUCCGUCCAAGCUGGGCAUGCUGGUCCCGACGGCCGGCCCCUUCUUCACGCGGCUGCCACUGGAGGCGGCCUUCAAGUACCAGGACCGCAAGCGCUACAUCUCGUCGCGGCGGUACGUCGCGCCGUCCUUCAACGACGUGCGCCUCGUGCUCAACUCGGCACAGAUCAUGGCCGUCACGGGCGGCGCGCUGCAGCUCGCGACCUUUGACGGUGACGUGACGCUGUACGACGACGGGGAGAGCCUGGAGCCGUCGAGCCCCAUCAUCCAUCGGCUGCUGGACCUCCUCAGCAAGAACAUCAAAAUCGGCAUCGUCACGGCGGCCGGCUACACGACGGCGGACGGCUACUACAGCCGGCUGCACGGGCUUCUGGACGCCAUCGCCGAAUCGCCGGAUCUCGACGACGCGCAGAAGCGGAGCCUCGUCAUCAUGGGCGGCGAGGCCAACUACCUGUUCCGGUUCGACCCGGCCUCGAAGCACCGUCUCGCGCCGGUCGAGCGGUCGCAGUGGUUGACGCCCGAGAUGGCCAUGUGGUCCGAGGCGGACAUCGCCGCUCUCCUCGACGUGGCCGAGUCGGCGCUGCGCGACUGCGUGCGGACCAUGAGGCUGCCGGCGACGAUUGUGCGCAAGGACCGGGCCGUGGGCAUCGUGCCGACGGAUCCGUCGGUGCGGAUCGCGCGCGAGUCCCUCGAGGAGACGGUGCUCGUCGUCCAGCGCAUCCUCGAGCUGUCGAGCCUCGGCUCUCGCGUGCAGGCGGCGGGGACGCCGAGCCAGCGCGGGGUGCCGUUCUGCGCCUUCAACGGCGGCCGCGACGUCUUCGUCGACAUUGGCGACAAGAGCUGGGGCGUGACGGUUUGCCAGCAGUGGUUCGGCCGCGGCGCCGGCCAGGCCAUCGGCGGGGAGAACACGCUGCACGUGGGCGACCAGUUCCUGAGCGCCGGGUCCAACGACUUCAAGGCUCGGAGCGUCGGCACGACGGCGUGGAUCGCGAGCCCGGCCGAGACGGUGGAGCUGCUCGACGAGCUGGCAGACUUGAUGCAGAAGAAGCUGUCGUGA
Drechmeria coniospora is the source of this 1362-nucleotide messenger RNA. RefSeq lists its product as uncharacterized. The transcript is spliced from 5 exons. The record is from RefSeq and is a predicted model, not a curated record. Gene Ontology annotation, biological process: nicotinic acid riboside biosynthetic process; nicotinamide riboside biosynthetic process; inosine salvage. Lineage: Eukaryota; Fungi; Ascomycota; Sordariomycetes; Hypocreales; Ophiocordycipitaceae. Bases 1 to 1362 code for a protein of 453 amino acids. Gene Ontology annotation, molecular function: magnesium ion binding.